This is a messenger RNA of Trichobilharzia regenti, 2097 nucleotides long. The record is from the annotation of a GenBank genome assembly. NCBI's taxonomy places the organism in Eukaryota, Metazoa, Platyhelminthes, Trematoda, Strigeidida, Schistosomatidae.
GGGGUCAAAAACAUCUAUCCCAGCAAGUGCUAUACUCUAGUGAUGGAAGAUAUUGUUGAAGAAACAACAACACAAGAUCUGCCAGUCACCACACCCACAUCCUCACCAACAAACACAACAAAAGAACAAGUUGAAGAAGAAACAACAACGGUGAACGUCAAUGAGGAAGUGGAGAUCUAUGGGGUGAAAAACAUCUAUCCCAGCAAGUGCUAUGCUCUAGUGAUGGAAGAUAUUGUUGAAGAAACAACAACACAAGAUCUGCCAGUCACCACACCCACAUCCUCACCAACAAACACAACAAAAGAACAAGUUGAAGAAGAAACAACAACGGUGAACGUCAAUGAGGAAGUGGAGAUCUAUGGGGUGAAAAACAUCUAUCCCAGCAAGUGCUAUGCUCUAGUGAUGGAAGAUAUUGUUGAAGAAACAACAACACAAGAUCUGCCAGUCACCACACCCACAUCCUCACCAACAAACACAACAAAAGAACAAGUUGAAGAAGAAACAACAACGGAUCUGCCAGUCACCACACCCACAUCCUCACCAACAAACACAACAAAAGAACAAGUUGAAGAAGAAACAACAACGGAUCUGCCAGUCACCACACCCACAUCCUCACCAACAAACACAACAAAAGAACAAGUUGAAGAAGAAACAACAACGGAUCUGCCAGUCACCACACCCACAUCCUCACCAACAAACACAACAAAAGAACAAGUUGAAGAAGAAACAACAACGGAUCUGCCAGUCACCACACCCACAUCCUCACCAACAAACACAACAAAAGAACAAGUUGAAGAAGAAACAACAACGGAACCACUUCGUGUCACAUUUCAUACUCCAUCCAUCCGAAGUCUAUUCGGAUUCGUGCAGUUAGGCUCAAUUCGAUGGGGCUAUACCAAUGAAUAAAUGAAUGACUUUUGUGAAAGAGAUUUGAGCAAGUCGGAAUAAUGCACAACAUGAGAUACAUGUUUCAUUCAGUACUCUUCUUGCACAGCAGACAGUAGUCACCAUCUCCACGAAAGUGGACACAUAGACUGAGUAAGUGAUUGAGUGUGUCAGUGAGUGAUUUACUGAGUGACUGGCUGUCAAUUCUUUUCACAUAUUCUAUUCUCGACACGAAGAAUGUCAACGCGUCUCCUUCCAUGUGGUCGUUUGCAGCUGAAUCGGACACAACAUUGUCACAGAUUUCGGAUAUUCACUCUCUACGCCAUCCCACAUUUGUCGAUUUCGUCACCCGCUGAUUGAGUGAGAGGCGCGGGUAGCAAGCAUCUCCACAUUCACGGCCACUUCUGAUAUGACAGUCACUCUGCGUCUACCUUGUGUAGUUCUCACGGGCUUCAUAUCCCCGUGAAAUCCCAGUGACGCAUCCCACUGCGUCUCACUGCGUCAAUCUCCUUAUCAAGUGUGUGUGGCUACAAAUUUCUCAGCGUGCAUAGCUAUGAUUCCACAAAGACUUCGUCAGUUUCUGGGCUGAUCCACACUGUGCUUGUCUGAAUCAUUUCGUGGAGGCGAUGGAUAGUCGCUGAGCCGUCAAUGGAACACCUGAACUCUCAGUAGAUUGGAAUGCAGGCGAUUUGUGGAGGUCAGUACGCUGGAGACUGGAAUUCAAAUGCACCAACCACUCAGUGUGAGCAGACAUACAGUCAGACACAGAGAAAGAGAGAGAGAGAGAAAGAGACAGAAGACAGUGAUGCAUCAUUCAGUCUGUAUACCGUCAGACAUGGUUGUGAUGACUGCUGCUUAGUUGUCGUCUGCGUCUCCACUCGAACGUCACGUCCUGCAUAUUUUCUAACAUGCUGACCUUUACUUUCUUUGAUUUUGUAGUGAAAUUUGUUGACGAUUUGGAUUAUUGGAUGGCUGUUUAAUUAGCGCUCAGGUUCCUUCUCAAUUUGCAAGACUUUUUUAUUCUGUCUUUUAUCUGAUGUCAAUUUUGCACUAACCCAUGUUUUCUCUACACGCCAACUAUUGACAUACAUUUCCCAUUUGACUUUUAAUUUGUCGUUUUUAUUUCUGUAACCUUAAAAUUUUUUUUGUUUUAAUUUUCUCAAAUCUACUUAAUAAAUAACGAUAAUGCACAAUUCAUCUGUUUUAUUUCAG